This is a messenger RNA of Durusdinium trenchii, 2793 nucleotides long. NCBI's taxonomy places the organism in Eukaryota, Dinophyceae, Suessiales, Symbiodiniaceae. The record is from the annotation of a GenBank genome assembly.
AUGUUCAUUGCAGCCCUGGGCACGGACUGGGGGAAGGGGGACGCUGCCACCGGGGGCUCCCAAGUGACGGUGGAAUUCGAGGGCGAUGCCGGCCCCACCACUGGCAGCAAUGAGCAGCAGACGGCUUGGUACAACGCCAUCGAUAGCACCCGCAACGGCGACGCCAGGGGGCUCAGCGCGCAGAUCCAAAAGGAUCCCAAAGGGAUGUCAUUGACGAGCAUUCAAGAUGAGAUGAAGAAGUUGGUCCUAGAGCCACUGGGCAGAGCCGGAGCAGUCGGAGCGGCGACGGAUCUCACGGUGAUCAGGUUCUAUGACUCACUGAUACUGUGCUUUGCUGGUAGGAUGGACUGCCAGACCAAGCGCUGGCAAACCGAAGAGCGCGCACAGAAGCUGCUGCAGCACGCCUUCAUCAUCACUGGCAAGGCGCGAGAUCGGCCCGACUUUGGCCUUCUGGACAGUUGGGUGGUCUACGGCCCCACGACCAAGACCCGAACCACCAACAAGUGCACUGUGCCCUAUGAGCUGAUGAGCGGAGCAAUCAACCCUGAGCGCCUUAGCUACGGCAGAUGUGUGGCAACGUGGCUGAAUGACCCUUGCUGCAACUGGGUGAAGCGUCAAGAGCAGUGCUGUGGGCCACGCACCAUCACGGAGCGGAACAGACGACAUGGCGUUGGUAUUGUUUGGGACUUGGACCGGGACCUCCAGGAUUCCGGCACGUUGGCCUUGGAUCUCGCGAUGAUGUACGCCUCCUUGGAGACGGAAGCCGCGAAGUCCUGCUUCGGGCCCUACAAGGCCUUCAUGGACUCCACCAGCCGCUUGGGAGCGAUGAAUGAGGUCGUACUCGUUGUGGACACCUGUCGCACCGCCGUGGAGGGCGCCUGGAGCGACCCUUGGAGCAACGGAGUGGCCCUGUGCCAUGGGGGCUGGGAUUUGGACGGUUGUGGUGACUUUGAGGCUGUUUUGUCUGUCCAGGUGGAUGCAUUGACGGGGUUGGCAAACUUAACUGGAACUGCCUCCGCCUCCACCCAGAGCGAGUGCUAUGCACCGGUAAGCAACAGCGGCGGCAGCAGUAGCAGUGGGACCAAGCAGAAGUAUUGUAAGACACCUGACGAGAUGGCCAAUCCCAAUUGGGGUCAAGCCACAUUGACCUGCCUCAUUGACAAGUCCAUCCCAGAUGAACUGAAGGGACGUCUGAAGCUGAAGCUGAAGGUCCGAGGCGAUGCCUCUGCUGCAGUGCUGGCGACCAAGUUCUUGGAACAGCCAGGCAUGAUGCGAGAGGAAUGCCGUGGGCACGACAACCCACACAGCCGCUACACGAUGGAGGAUUGCAUGGCGCCCAAGCAGUGUAACUACGAUGGCACCUCGGCGACAGGGUCCAUUAGCAACGAAACCGAGUGCUUGAACCCAUGCGAAGAUGCUUGGCGAAUGGAUCGUCGAAGAACUGAGAACGGCACCUUUCGAAAGGAUCUUGAAAAGGGAGAGGAGUUGAAGAUCCAAGGUGGGCGAAUUGCCACAGUGCAUUCCCAAGGGCAUCUUGGCAGGUCAUCGGUGGCCAUCGGCGGCCGAGCUCGGAGAGCUUCCAAGCUCGGAGAGGGCUCCGAAGCCCGCGAAGCGAUCCGCGGGCAGAUGCCGGAGUUCUCGGCGCAGCAGAUCCUGCGGCUGUGCUCCCACUUCCAUCGAGCCUUCCUGCAGAAAGACAAGGGGCAGCUGAUCGCGCUGGCCUCCGAGCUCCAGCGACACGGGCACCUGCUGCGGCCCGCCGAGGUGUCGAUGGCCCUGAAUCACUUCGCACACUCGAAGAUCCUGGAUGAAGCCCUUUGGACGACCUUCUCAGAGACUCUCAUCCAGUCGUACAUCGAAGUAGAUUGCAAAGCGCUCGGACUGGCAGCCAACGCCUAUGCCCGUGCGAUGCUGCAGCAUGAGGAGACCUUGACGUUCCUAGCACGUCAGGUAGAGGCAGUGGCUUGGAAAGGGCAGAUGGAAGCGCGGAACCUGGCAAUGGUGGUGAAUGCUUUCUCCAAGCUCCGGCGCAGGGACGAGGAGUUGAUGGGCGCCAUCAGUUUCCAGUUGAAGUCUUCGGCCCGCGCCCUGAAUGCUGUGGAUCUGGCCACCGUGGCCAAUGGUUAUGCACGCUUAUGGCUCCACGACGCCGAGGUCUUUGAGGCCAUGCAGGAGCCGCUGAUCGACGCCUUGCCCAGCUGCAGCAUCCAGAACCUGGCGAUGAUCGCACAUGCCUAUGGCCGCUUCUUCCGCCGCGACGAACCUUUGCUCUUGGCCCUGUGCCGGCAGUUGCUGGAGCGUCAGCGGCGCUGUGGGGAGGUCAUCCCGGCCGAGAACAUGGGCUCCAUCGUGCACGCCUAUGCCACUCGCUUGCGCUUUUGCCCUGAGGAGUUCCUACGAGUCGUGGAGCAUUCGCUCCCCAAAGUCGUGAUGCAAAUGGAGUUACCGGACACCAUCCUCACCGUAGCAGCCUUGAAAAACAUGCCGAAGGAGUCCUUCGACUUCCCCCGCAUCCGCGGUCCAGUCUUUGCCCAGUGCCUGAAGUUCAUGCCCAAGCUCAUGAGCAGCGGUUUGGUCAGCGUGAUGGCCGCUGCGGUCCAUUUGGAGCAUGAGAAUCCCCAGUUCUGGACCCAGAUCUUCUGGCAAGGAAGUGUGGCUUCGAAGAUGUGGACAUUUCUUCAGAUCCGUUGGAUGGUGGAUGGAUGGAUUGCGUGGAGAAGGGACAGAGUCUACUCUCAGUUGAGAGAAGAGUGGCAAUGGAGGAAAAGGAUUAUGCUAAAUCGUUUCAUGUAG